This is a messenger RNA of Musa acuminata AAA Group (dessert banana), 3383 nucleotides long. RefSeq names its product fructose-bisphosphate aldolase-lysine N-methyltransferase, chloroplastic-like. Gene Ontology annotation, molecular function: protein binding; protein-lysine N-methyltransferase activity; [ribulose-bisphosphate carboxylase]-lysine N-methyltransferase activity. The transcript has 10 exons. The coding region runs from base 1681 to 3156 and encodes 491 amino acids. NCBI's taxonomy places the organism in Eukaryota, Viridiplantae, Streptophyta, Magnoliopsida, Zingiberales, Musaceae. Gene Ontology annotation, cellular component: chloroplast. The record is from RefSeq and is a predicted model, not a curated record. Gene Ontology annotation, biological process: peptidyl-lysine monomethylation.
CUCGAUUGGGGUCGACAAGGAAGGAUUGGGUGAGCCGCAACCGCGUCGGUCCUGCUCGAUCUGGGAAUGCCGAAACCCGCUCCGCUCCCGAUUCCCACCUUCGCCUGGGGAAGGGCAAUGUCGGUAGAGAUGAACAGCGCCUCGUUGCCGGCCGCGCCGGAGACGCCGGGAUUCUUGUUCUCCUAUUGUUUUCGAGCAUUGGCAGCUAAUGGGGAGGGACUCGAAACCCAAGGAAUCAGGUGGGAAGGGGAAGGGAAAGCAAGCAGCUUCCUCCGCAAUUGAUGAUAAUGCCUCCAAGGGUAAAGGGAAGGGUGGCAAGUCAAGUGAUGGGCUUGGUACCUGCACUUAUGGUAAAGAUAAUGUCAUGCAGAUUACUUCAAGGCACCAAUAGAUUGCACUAUCUAUUUGCAAAUGCCCUGUCCCCAUUCAUGGAUUAACAAGACAGCUUAUUUCUGUUCGACUCAAUCGAUCCUGAUUGGGUCAGACUAAUUUCAUUUCCAAACAAUCAGGAUAACCUGAAACCAGCUAAUCCUGAGUUGGUUCUGUCUAAUUUCUGAUCGAUUUUGUGUAUCAGGCUAGGUACUGGAAGCCAGAAUGACUCAUUCUGUUCUGCACCAAUCUUGGCCAAUUUUCCACCAACUCCCAACAGCUUGCUGAAAAGAUUUGGCAAAAAUCCGACCAUCUAAAAGAAAGGAAAAGGAAAAUCAAUGGGAAAAACAAUCCCACGAUCUGGUUUAGCUGAUCCAAUCAAUUGAGACUGGUUUAGAUUCUGGAUUGUGUUAUCAAUCCCAAAGCUGAUCCAAAUAUUAUGAAAUUUAAGAAGGUGCAGAAUUGCUGCUCACCUUUGUCAUCCAUUUCUUGAAUUCAUGAUUGAAUUUGACUAAUUCUAGUCUUAUUUGAUUGAAGCACAUUCAAGGAAGCUAGCUACUUUAUAGAGUUAAAUCUUGGGGCACCAAAGAUGGUCUCAUGUGCUCCGAAAUUAAUGGAAUAGGUUAAUUCUUCCUAUCUUUGCAUCAUAUUCUAACUGUGUAUGCUUAACAAUGAACUAGAUACCUGUUGUGUCCAAAUUGGUGACAGGUUUAGCCAUCAAAUUACAUUUCAUGUACCAAGGAGUGUCCACAGAGAUUAUAUAUGCUAAAUUAAACCAUUGAUUGUGUUUCAGCAAGGCACAUAUUAUGUGAAAAACAAGGCAAGAUUAAUGGAGCAUACAAGAAGCUCCAAGAUGGCUGGCUAAGCAAUGGAGACAAGGUUCCCCCUGCUGAAUUUGCAAAGGCAUGGUUACCACAUCAUUCUUUGUGAAGGGAGGAAAAAUUAAUAGUUUUGGUGUAGAACAGCUGCUUCAGAUGGGAGGAAUUGGUAUAAUCUGUUAAUCAACUCUUGAUAAUUUAGAUGAAGCAAGACUGCUACUGCAUGGAGUUUGGAGAUAUGUAAACCCUAGUUUGGUCUGUUAUGUGAAACUGCUUUGAGGAAGAAAUUUGCUGGUUGUUCCAUGGUUAAGAAAGAAUGCUUUGGUGAUGAACAUAAAGCACUUAGAAGAGGAGAGGAGCAGGGGGUUAAGUUGUUCCUCGUAUCUAUCCGUUGGGUUUGUAGCGCUAAUGGUCGGUCGGACUUCACCUUCUAAACCCGCGCCUCUUUGCUGCUGCUGCUACUCCCUCUCGUUGCACUCCGUUCUUGCAGUAGAUGGCGGUGCCCCGUCUUCUUCUCCACCUCGUCUACCCGACCUCGUCGUCCCUCCUCCUCGCCAACUGCAAGCCGUCGCCCCUACCUGUCCUCAACAUCGGCUGUAGCAGCAGAAGGAUCAGCACCGCCGCUGCGCAGCGCGACCCCCCGUCUGAGGCGGCCGUCGAUGACUUCUGGCGGUGGCUUUGUGAGCGGGGAGCGGUCGCCGCCUCUUCCGCCGCGACCGUUAAGCCUGGUUUCGUGCCGGAGGGCCUGGGCGUCGUGGCCCAGAGGGACCUCACCCGCAACGAGGUGGUGGUGGAGGUCCCCAAGAGGCUCUGGAUCGACUCCGACACGGCAGUCGCCUCCGAGAUCGGUAGGCUGUGCGCCGGCCUCAAGCCCUGGGUCUCCAUCGCCCUCUUUCUCCUGCGGGAGAGGGCCCUGGGCACGGCCUCUCCCUGGCACCCCUAUCUCGACAUUCUUCCGCCCACUACCAAUUCCACUAUCUUCUGGUCAGAAGAGGAGCUUUCUGAAAUAGAAGGAACUCAGUUAUUGAGCACGACGAUGGGUGCUAAAGAGUAUGUGGAAAGUGAAUUUGUCAAAGCAGAAGCAGAAGUGAUACUUCCAAACAAACAUCUCUUUCCUUCAGCUAUAACAUCGCUUGAUUUUCUGUGGGCUUUCGGAAUGCUCAGAUCAAGGGCCUUUUCACAUGGUCGUGGUGAAAACCUUGCUCUUGUUCCAUUGGCUGAUCUUAUUAACCACAGUUCCAGCAUCACUCGAGAGGAUUCUUCUUGGGAAAUUAAAGGAAAGGGCAUCUUUUCUAGGGAACUGAUAUUCUCUUUACGAACACCAGUCUAUGUGAAAUCUGGUGAGCAGAUGUAUAUCCAGUACGACAUCGCGAAGAGUAAUGCCGACUUGGCGCUUGAUUAUGGCUUUGUUGAACAGAGGCCAGAUCGGGAUGCAUAUACUUUUACACUAGAGAUUAGUGAAUCUGAUCCAUUUUAUGGAGACAAACUAGACAUUGCAGAGUCAAAUGGUUUAGAUGAAACUGCAUACUUUGAUAUAGCUCUAGGGUGCCCUCUACCCCCAUUGAUGCUUCCAUAUUUGAGGUUGGUAGCUCUUGGAGGAGCAGAUACUUUUCUCUUAGAAUCGGUUUUCAGAAACACAAUUUGGGGUCAUCUGGAAUUGCCGGUGAGUCGUGCCAAUGAGGAAGCCAUUUGCCAUGUUGUCAGACAGGCCUGCAAAUCUGCUUUCUCUGUCUACCACACUACCGUAGAAGAGGAUGAAAAACUUAUGGAAGGGGAUAAUUUGGAUGAAAGACUUCUAAUCGCAGUUUGUGUAAGAGCUGGUGAGAAGAAAGUUCUCGAGCAGAUCGAUGGUGCUUUCCGAGAGAGAGAGUCCGAGUUGGAUAUUUUGGAGUAUUAUCACGAGAGGAGGCUCAAGGAUCUGGGACUGGUUGGGCAGCAAGGUGAAAUCAUCUUCUGGGAAUCUAAAUAGAACACCUGCACGCACCUUCUCUCCCAAUAUCUGAUUUCACAUGUUGUACAUGGAGACCACAGUGAACAAUUGCACGCAGGUAAUUGAGAUAAUAAUGCAUUUGACACCAGAAUGCAGUUUAUCAUCCACAAUUGCAGUCCUGUAAGCAUCGGAUACUCUGUGAUGAUUUGAUUAAUUUCAUGUGUUCUAAUCCAACUGUGAUGUGUAUUCAUAUCGCCACAAAGAAA